CAUGACAGUCUGCUUGUGCUCGGGAGUUCUGCAUUCGCUUGGACAGUGCUGUGAUCACUUUGUGGUUUCUAAUGACCAGUGUGGGAAAGGAAACUUUUUCUGGAAGUCAGUUUUUUUUCUUAAGCUUAAUAAAUUCUAGAUUGUUCUGGACCAUGUCAGCUGGGAAGACUGCUCUUUUUGAAAACAAAUUCCGUUUCCUAUCUUCCAUGUGUGAUACAGGAGUGACUACAGAACCCUCCAUGAAGAGGCAUAUUUUCAUGCCUCAGUGAGAAGAUUAACUUGUAAUUUCAAAAAGUUUAUUGCUGAAGCUUCCUCCUUUUUUUUUUUUUUUUUUUUAAUCAGAAAUCAGAGCAGUAUCCUUGAGAAAUGCAUAAAGUUUGCUGAUGUUGGUAACUUUUAAAAUACACGUCUUCAAGAUAGCACAACUUCUGAGUUGCUUUUUAUACAGAAGCUUAUUACGUAUACUAUUGAAAUAUUUAUAGAAGAACAGCUAAUUAAGGAAUCAGUUUUAUUUUUAGUAUAGAGUGACAGAAUAUAGUAUGAAGCAAAAAUUAUUUAACUUCUCUUGUGAGUUUCAGGGAAAGCUGGUAGAUUCCUGUUAAAAUGGUGGUUAAAAUGUAAUCUUGUCCUUUCUCAUAAACGAGAUGUCCCUAAACUGACAGUUUUAUCCACUGAAUGUAGGCUGCUGCUAAAUUUGUUUCUUUUUUGACUGCUUAUAUUUUUCUGUCCCCUUAUAAAGUUGGCUUUUUUUUUUUUAGGGUUUUUUUUUUUUUUUAGGUUUAGUUUGGGCAGGAGUUUUUAGCAGGAUUUUUGUAAAGUCUGAACUAUCAUUUUGCUGGCUUAAUGGUAUUGCUAGACUACUUGUUGUCCUGUCCUUUUUUCUCCCCAUGUGUAUUUCUUCUUAACAACGUCAAAUGAAUUUCAACUGAAAUUUCUGUGUGAUUUAAUGAUUUUUUUUUUCCUUCCCAUUUCACUUCCCGUGCUUUGCUAUAGAAAGCCUAAUUUAAGCUUACUCAGUUCUUUUUAUUUAGCAUCUCACUUUAAAUUUUGAUAGCCUUUCUGUCAUACUCUGAAAUGGUAAGGUGUGAGGUAAGGCAUGACAGAAGUUCAGGACACAAGAGUGAUGUAAAAGAAAGAACAAUUUUGUCUUUUUUUUUUUCUCCUCAUGUUUUUAUCAUACCCUCUCAUGAUAGGUGGAAACUGAAAGAAUACUUCUUAAAGACUUUUGCAAUUCUACUUUGCAUAGAAGUGUUUCGAAUGCUUUUAAAAUAGUAAUUAUAUUGGAAAGUAGCAUUUCUUUUCAAGGAUGCGAGGAAGAUAAGCGGUAGAUAUAACUUGCAUCAAUUAUAUGGUUUAAGCAGUUGUACCAGUAUGGAUGAAAUGCAUUGACAUGACUGACAUCUUGGCUCAGCUGGAUCACCUAAAGUUGUUGAUAGUUUUUCAAUGACUGAGUUUAUGUGAUCAUGAGGUAAUGCAGGGCGAAGAUACCCUUUCCAUACCACUUUGUUUCAUGUUGUUCUUUCUGGGAAGAGAGAAGGUAGAAAGGAUGAAAAAUACUCUUCAGUGCUCUCUUUAAAUGCUUCUAGCUGUGCAUCUUCUUAUUCAGAGAAUCAAUAACUGAAGCUGCAGUCUUUAGAUUUUGUGUUUACCUACAAUAAUUUCUUUGGCUCCAAGUUUCACUUCUUGGUGAAUCAUUAAUCCCAUUUCCUGGUAUGUGCUUGAGGAAGCCACCACAUCUUAUUCUGAGGAAGCACACUGUUAUGAUUGAGAUUUUUAAAAAUUAUUUUAGGUGGGUUUUUUGGUGUGGUUUUUAUUUGGGUUUUUUUAGGUUGGUGUUUUUUUGUUUUUGUUUUUGGUGGUGUUUUUUUUCUUUUUAGUUUUGCCCUGGGAAAAGUGUUAUUGACAGAUGUAGCAUUUGUUUUGAAAGGGGAGUCUGAUCUGAAGAAUAUUAGGAAGUUAGCUGACUAUCUUCCUAGAGGCUGUAGUGACAGCAAAUCUAGUUUGACAUGGUCACAGUGAGUAUCUGCCUAUAAGUUUGUAAGGGUGAAAGUAGCAACUGGACAGUUGCAUAAUAAAGCAGAAGGCAUUAAAAUACAUACUGUUUUAUAAGAUAGGUGUGGGAUGAGAAGCUGAGUUUAAGAAAUGCAGUCUGAUCUGUGGCCCUUAAAUUACUGAGGAUCUUUAGAACAGAAAGAUAAGAAAAUGUUGAGGAUCCAGAGAGAAAUUUUAGUCUUUUCUCUCUUAAGCAGUAUUUAAAUUAAUUUCUGUGAUAACGAUGGAGCUAAGAUCAGAAUGUAUAGAUUGCUUAAAGACUAGUACAGAAUUGAGAGAUUUUAAUGCUUUGGAUAAUAGAGGUGUCUAUUUUCUCUCAUUAAAUAUGACGUACUAAGGAAGAAUGUUAACUAUUUAAUUUUCUCAUUCAUGUUGCAGAUUGGAUGUAAAUUGUUUAUGCAGAACAAUUGGGUCGGUCUGUGAUAUAGGCUAAGAUAUAGCUUGUUAGUUAUUUCCUUAUUUUAGGAAGUAGAGGAAGAAAAUUCUUUAAAAUCUCCCUUUGACUCCUUGAAGCUCUGAAUCUCUUAAUUCCUGCCUGUAGUCUUGCUGAUAUAAAUCUUACUAGGUAUUUUUUCAGUGUCAUCCUUAAGUCCUUAAACUCUUGCAGAUUAUUGUGAUUCCCUUAGUCUCUCCUUUUGAAGCACUGUAGGAGAUAUAACUAGGUGAUCUAUGUUGAAUCAGAAGAUGAGAUGUAAUUGCCUGCCAAUGACAGACACAGUAUGCAACUGCUAACAGGUAAUCUCUCUUUAGCUGCAGUUUACAUCUACAGUUACUUUGUUUGAGGAGGUUUGAAAUGUGUAAGAACUUAUGCUGUCACCUCUGUCACUCCAAUUUUAAAGUUGUAUGUUUGUGAGUGCAGCCCCUAAGGGGCUUAAACAGUUCCAAAAGGACUUGACCUACAUGAAAUGAUGUAAUAUUUGCUUUUGGCAACAUAAUACAGAUUUGUUGUCAUAACUGAUGCUAUUAGAAACUCUUACGGGUGGUGUCAUAAGAUGCUUCAGUUGAAUAGAUAAGGACACUAAGCUAACUUUUACAUUGUAUGGGAGUGGUUGGGUCCUUGGUAUUUUUGGCACAUCCCAACACUUCUAGAUUGUGCAUUAUCUGGUUUUUGGUGUGUGUUGGGUUUUUUUUUCUUUUUUCCCUCCCCCCCCUCCCCCAAGUUUCCAAAGUUGUUGUUGUUCAGGAAUUGAUCUUUCAAAUGUAAAAAGUAUGGACAACACAGUAUCCUCAUGAAGGAGUGACUGAGGAGCGUGAAUUCUUUGUCUUUUUAUUGAAGGAUGUUUUCUAAAUCUGUCACAUUAAAUGUUUUUCCAUAUUGCUGAUCACUUUUACUAGGGAGGGAAGUGCAAAUAAUUCCCAGAGAAAUCAGUAAUUGUUGCAGGGGAUGAAGUGUAAAGGGAGGAAUUAAGGAGGCUAUCAAACAACGAAGAGUACAAAGGUAGAGGCGAGGUGAUUAAAAAGCAUGUUAGUGGUUCUAAAAAGAAAUGUAUUUUUUUAUAGUGAACAGUGGAUUUCAAAUGUAAAAAUAAAAACAAAAUUUGGUAAUAUUUAAGUGCACAUACAUACUUUUAUUUUGGUGAAAGUCAUGUAGCUAGAUCAGCAGAUAGCCAGCUUAAUAAGGGUAACCUGUAACGCAGACCUGAUUAUAUUGUCCAUGUGUCACAGCCAAGCUUCGAAUUUGGCCUUCAUUGAUAAGUUUGGCAGGCCUAUCAUCCCAAUAGGUGACGUUCUCCAUGUGUCCCUUGUCCUUUUUAUUGAGGUAAAGGGGAAGGGUAGCGUAGCUGUAAUACUUGUUAGUAAGGAGUCUCUCAGGUUCCAUUUCUGGUGGAUUUACUGUCUUGAAAUGUGAGGACAGCAUCCUUUGAAAAGAACUUCAGCCUAUUUGUACUGAAGAAUUUAACUGCAAAAGAAAAUGCAAAUCUGGACAUAGGCAGAGUAAGAAAUAAAUUGAGGAAAAACAUUGUGAGGAUAGGCAGGAGGAGAAAUUAUUUGAAUAAACAUGAAAUUUAAUACUUAUGGGAGGGGAACUUGCUAUGCAUUUUUUUAUUAAGAAUUUUGCACAUUUUUUGUGAGGUUACAGAUGUAUAUAGCAUACUAUUCUGUAGGGGUUUCUUAUAGCUGAGCUCCCUAGAAAUGCUGUACACUAUAAAACAUGAGGAAAUCCUAACCUACUCUUUGUUUGCUUGUUUUCCUAGUUUUUCUCUUGUGUGCAUUACCAUGCAAGAAAAAAACCCUCCUGUCUUUACUUUUAUUGGAUUGCUUUGAACUGUACUAUCAUACAUCUUGUUUUAUAUGGAUUAAGUUGUAUGCAAGGAAAACAGGAUAACAAUGAGGAAGAAAAAGUAGGAAGAAAAUAAUUUAUGUUGCAUAUAUCUAUGUGCAUGUAUUAUGUGAGUAAGUAUGUGCAUAGAUAGGUUUGACUGGAAAUCUUUGGCCAUUCUGUUGAACUGCGAGUGUCCUAGUAAUAAUGUGUAGGAAUAGAAUUUGGGAUAUCGAUACUGAGGAGUACAUAGUUAUUAUUUUAGGGGGAAAACACAGUUAUUGUUAUCAAUACUUUAAUAUAUUUAUGCUAAUUAGUUUUUAGUGUAUCUGUGUAUCUUACAGAAAAAAUCUGAAAGGGGAGGAGGGUAGCUUUGAAAAUACAGUAAAACACUGAGAACUCAGUAAGCUUAUUGUUAGAACAUAGACACUUAUACAGUUUUAAAGAUUUUUUUUUUUAAAAGUUGUUUUAUAAAAUAGUGUCUUGCACUUUACCUGCUGGCUUUUCAAUUUGGUAGAUAACAUCUGAACUCCAGCAGAGUUUUAUAAUCCCCACGUGCUUAAAUAUACUAAAUGUUCUUUUUCCAUUAAGGUUAAUGUUCGUGAAGAAAUUGAAGAGUUUUUUCCAAGAAUGUGGAAGAUAAAUCAAGAUAAAAGAAGGCUAAUGAAAAGAGUCUCGCUCCCAGUCAAAAUCUCCAGCUGGGAGUCCUGCUCGUGUAAAAUCGGAGAGCAGGUCAGGAUCUCGCAGUCCAUCGAGGGCUUCCAAACAUUCUGAAUCGCACUCUAGGUCAAGAUCAAAAUCAAGAUCCAGGUCCAGAAGACAUUCGCACAGACGUUACACUCGUUCCAGAUCCCAUUCCCAUUCUCAUUCCCAUAGGAGACGUUCUCGAAGCAGAUCGUACACGCCAGAAUACCGUCGUCGAAGGAGCCGUAGUCAUUCUCCAAUGUCCAACAGGAGAAGGCACACUGGCAGCAGAGCUAAUCCAGAUCCUAAUACGUGUCUUGGAGUGUUUGGUCUCAGUUUGUAUACUACUGAGAGAGAUUUGCGUGAAGUCUUUUCCCGUUACGGACCUUUGACUGGUGUCAAUGUGGUUUAUGAUCAACGGACUGGACGAUCAAGAGGAUUUGCUUUCGUUUAUUUUGAGAGAAUUGAUGAUUCUAAAGAGGCAAUGGAGCAUGCAAACGGUAUGGAGCUGGAUGGCAGGAGAAUUCGGGUGGAUUACUCAAUCACCAAGAGAGCACAUACGCCCACCCCAGGCAUCUACAUGGGCAGGCCAACACACAGUGGAGGAGGUGGUGGCGGUGGAGCAGGUCGUCGCCGUGACUCAUAUUAUGAUAGGGGGUAUGACAGAGGAUAUGACAGAUAUGAAGAAUAUGACUACAGAUACAGGAGACGAUCACCAUCGCCUUAUUAUAGUCGGUACCGAUCACGAUCAAGAUCCCGUUCCUAUAGUCCAAGGCGCUACUGAAGAUCAGAAGAGUUACAGUUGAGGACAUGAUUUUUAAAUACAAAGUUCAGAUCUUAGCUUCCCUACUGCUUUCCCUCCCAUCUUCCCUUCCUUGUUCUCCAUCCAGCUCUUUUACAAAUCUUUGGUUCAUUUAGAAUAUACAUAUUUUUCAGUUGAAGUAUUCCUGUUUUCCAUCCCUCCUUAUUGUAAUACUCUUAAAUAUUGUAAUUGUUGUAGUUUUUGUGUAGUAAAACAUCUUAAGCAAAAUGAAAUAGCAACCCAAAGUGCUGAUACAUUUUGGAAGUCAUUCCUAUUUUGUUUUUAAAACAAUUGGACUCCUUGCUAAUCAGAAGAGAGCAUUGAUAUUUUUAAAGCUUGCAUGUCAUAUGUAAUAUACACACUCAGAUACUUUAAUAUAAACCUGCAUUUCCAAGUAACUUGUUAAUCUUUCUGUUAAAAUGUUUACCUAUUACUUUGAUAAGUAACAACUUUGAGCCUUUUCUGUAAUGACAAAUUUACUUAGAUAGUCAUGAACCAGAGGAUGUUUGGUUGUUUUUGGUUGUGUUUUUUUUUUUUUUUUCAGGUAGUUGCUCUGAGUGUAGACUAUUUGAGCUAGAGCAGUUUGG
Messenger RNA from Aptenodytes forsteri (emperor penguin), 6385 nucleotides. RefSeq names its product transformer 2 alpha homolog (gene TRA2A). Gene Ontology annotation, biological process: positive regulation of mRNA splicing, via spliceosome. Gene Ontology annotation, cellular component: spliceosomal complex. Lineage: Eukaryota; Metazoa; Chordata; Aves; Sphenisciformes; Spheniscidae. Bases 5256 to 5780 code for a protein of 174 amino acids. Gene Ontology annotation, molecular function: RNA binding. The transcript has 8 exons. The record is from RefSeq and is a predicted model, not a curated record.